Messenger RNA from Cuscuta europaea, 900 nucleotides. Lineage: Eukaryota; Viridiplantae; Streptophyta; Magnoliopsida; Solanales; Convolvulaceae. The record is from the annotation of a GenBank genome assembly.
UGGCAAAGACAAAAGCUUAGCACAAAAUUUAAUAAUGAUAUAAUUCAAGUUAGCUUAGUUUAGCUAGCUAUAAUUAUAUUUAUUCUACUUUUACCCCCACCAAUGCCACCAUCCACUACUAUCUCUAGCUCUUACACACAUACACUCUUUGCAUAUAAGCACUAUAUAUAAUUCCCACGUUGCAUGUAAUAAUAAAAACAUAGUUAUUCCCCAGCCAUUAUCACACGUACUCAAAUUAAUAAUACUACUAUCUUGAGUAAAACCAUGAGUUAUGAGCCAAACACAACCCUCAACUUGAGCCUGCUAUCAUCUAAGAAUGAGUUCAAGCGGCUGGCGUGUCCAUCUGCUAGCUUGCCUGCUCCGCUAAGUCAAGCGGAGCUGCGGGUAUUUGCGUGCAACUAUUGCCGGAGGAAGUUCUAUAGCUCACAAGCCUUGGGAGGGCAUCAAAACGCACAUAAGCUGGAGAGAACCCUAGCCAAGAAGAGCAUGGAGAUGAUGAACCUAGUAGACGUCCCGGAAUACAACCCGCGGAUCAAACCGGGAACCAGUAGACCGGGCUAUGGCCAAGGACAUGCAGCUAGGUUUGGCGAUGGUGCAAGCUUUGGAAUGAGGGAAGUGGUUUAUGGGUAUAGAAACGAGAAUGGGCACAAGCCUGUUGGGAAUGGUCAAGAGGAUUUUGGCCAACUUGACUUGUCUCUUAGACUUUAGAUGGGGUUUGGAUAUCUCAAGUAAGCUCGGCAUGCAUAGCUGUAUCAUGUAAUUGGUAUGUUUUUAGGUACAAGUUGUGUCAUGUAUGUAUAUUUGCAUCAAACUUUAAGUGUUUGUUUGUGGAAGUAAAAUAUUAUGUUCUACCAUAUUGAGUAUUUCCUUAUUUUCAUUUUACCAACUGUAUUGAUUUAA